AUGAUCGACACAUACCACAGUAGCUUGGCGUCCCCACCGCCGCCGCUGCCACCGCGCCACUCUCAGAUGUUCAUGAAGGCACAGGUGGCAUUCGCGGGCCACAUCAUCUUGCUCCGCUCCGUUUUGGCACUUGUCAUGCUGCACUUUCUCCUCACUGCUGGGGGUUUCGCCUUUUUGUUCUACACAGAAACAAAGGAAAAGCUGCCAGGAUCUGAUGGUUUUGAGGGAUUUGCCUUGCCUCCACAAACAGCAGGUUUCCUCCAGUGGAACAUGAAACACUCAGUGCGGCAUCAUGUCAACACGUAUGGAAGCAGCUGGCUGACUGUCCUGGAGCCUGGGGACUAUAUGGUCUUCUCCAGAGUGACCUUCUCCAGGGCCCAACCGGAGAGGCCCACGGCCAGUGCGGUCAAGUUGAAGCGAGGCCCGUCGGCCGAGGAGACAGUGGCCAUGCGAGCUUACUGCAGCCUUGACUCCUCAGGAUCGGGGCAGUGCACAGCUUCUGUAGGAGAGGUGAUGUCAUUGGAAAGGGGGAACCAGCUCAGUUUGUGGGUGCAGGACUUGUCGCUGGUGGACUACAGUGAAACGGCAACCAGCUUUGGGAUUUACAAACUUUGA
Molecule: messenger RNA, 615 nt
Organism: Nerophis lumbriciformis (worm pipefish)
Lineage: Eukaryota; Metazoa; Chordata; Actinopteri; Syngnathiformes; Syngnathidae
Source: RefSeq, a predicted model, not a curated record